CAGCGCAGCUGCCUCUGACGUAUUGGUGCCAUUCGUCGGAUUAGCUCACUCACGACGCAGAAAAACUCAUCAUUUGUGCACGCCAUCAACUUGCGGAGCGCUGCUUGGCCAGAUCAUCCACGUACCAAGGCAGCUUGCACAGCCAUGCCUUGCACAGCAAUGCGAGCCAUGCGAUGCGUUCUAAGCAUCGGUGCAUGCAAAGCACUCGUCGUGCCGCGCCGCACGCGCACGCCAUCGACGAUGCGCCGCAUCAGUCCAUCGAUGCGCGCGCCAUGGCUGAAAUUCGCGGCCGCGCCGGGAGCGCUGGCGCCGCGAGCGUUGCAGAAUGGUCGCGAUCCGCGGACGCUCGGCGAGGCGUGGCGCUGGUGCCGGUCGUAUCGCUUUCCGGAAGACGUCUGUGAAUAUGCAGGGGCAGCGGGUGCUGCGCUCGAUCCGUCGGCCGCGGCGGUCGCGGUCUAUGGCUGUGCACAGAUGGUCUUCGCAUAUCGCGCGUUUCGGCGGGCGCGCGCGAGCGACGAGCCGGGCCGCGAGGCCGCGCUGGGGCGCGGCUUCCUCUUGAUUUUUCUGUGGCACGCGUCGCACUUUCUUGCUCACGAGUUUAAGAAGCCGUGGGCCUGGUUUGGUUCGCACUACUUCUAUAUCUUCGGCUUCUUCCAGCUAGCCCGCGCGCUGAACUCGACGCGGGCGGGGGCUCGGCGCCUCGGCGCCUACCUCGUGGGCGACGGGCUCUUGACGGCGUGGGGCGGCGACUACGUUGGACUCGUGUCGGGCGUCACGUACGGCGCGCACGCGAUCCGCGGCUGCCAGACGGGCGACGCGAAGACGGACCGGUCCGUGCGGCGGUUGAUUCUAGGACUAUCAAUUGCGGCAGCUUCGCUCUUCGGCGCCGUCGAGAUCAUGUUUUGCCACCGCCUCGGGAAGCUCGGCGCCGUCGGCUUCGGGUCGGCGCACCUGGCCGUGGAGCUGUUUGUGGUCGGCGCGUCGAUCACGUUUUCGCGGGCGCUGGAGAACGUCGUUCAGGGAUCCGGACCCAGCGAACUCGCUGGGGCCUAGUAUAAUUUGUAUCGUAUAAA
Pelagomonas calceolata is the source of this 1073-nucleotide messenger RNA. The record is from the annotation of a GenBank genome assembly. NCBI's taxonomy places the organism in Eukaryota, Pelagophyceae, Pelagomonadales, Pelagomonadaceae.